AUGAAGGUUAAAGUCAAUAAAGUAGUCUUCAAACAAACCGGUAAGGCCGUCAAACAUAUUUCAUUAUCCAAUGAUGGUAAUUUGGAAGAGAAUAUACGUUUGAUUGAUAAAAGGGAUCAGGAAAUUGAAACGAAAAAUGGUAAAUAUGUAGACACCUUUAAAAUGGAAGUAGAAAAUGAUAAGGAUAUCAUUGGAAUCAAAGAUUUAGAUAUGAUAUUGGAGACGGAAAAUCCACCAUCAACCAACAUUGUCAAAAUUCCACGACACGUACACGGAUCAAUAGAAUCGAGCAGUCACGAGUUGUUACGAACAACAGACUUUGAAUACGUAAAACUAUAUUUCGCUUUAGGUGAAAAAUACACCUCGAUCGAUGUUCAUAAAAGUCAACAAGAACGAGAGUUUAUAGUACAUUUAAUGUUUGCCGAAGGUUCCGACUCCAUCCUUGAAGGUGGUGGUUUUAUUUCUAGAGCCAAGAUAAACAUCGAAAAAGAAAAAAUGAAAUAUUCCUAUCAUCUUAAAGAGGACCAUACGAAAAAAGAAAUGUCGUUAGUACGCGUAAAUGUUUUUACUUUUAAUACCCGCAAAUAUAAUAAUGCUAGGCCAAACAAGCACGCUCUAUACGAUAUUCCGUGGUUCUAUUUAUCGGAAAUUCACUUAAUUUAA
Lottia gigantea (owl limpet) is the source of this 663-nucleotide messenger RNA. RefSeq lists its product as hypothetical. NCBI's taxonomy places the organism in Eukaryota, Metazoa, Mollusca, Gastropoda, Lottiidae. The coding region runs from base 1 to 663 and encodes 220 amino acids. The record is from RefSeq and is a predicted model, not a curated record. The transcript has a single exon.